Stegostoma tigrinum is the source of this 7286-nucleotide messenger RNA. RefSeq names its product dolichol kinase (gene dolk). Bases 264 to 1835 code for a protein of 523 amino acids. The transcript is spliced from 2 exons. Lineage: Eukaryota; Metazoa; Chordata; Chondrichthyes; Orectolobiformes; Stegostomatidae. Gene Ontology annotation, cellular component: endoplasmic reticulum membrane. Gene Ontology annotation, biological process: dolichyl monophosphate biosynthetic process. Gene Ontology annotation, molecular function: dolichol kinase activity. The record is from RefSeq and is a predicted model, not a curated record.
CCACGGCCCUCUGCACGUGACUUCAACGGUACUGUUCGUGUCACGUGAUUGGCCUUUCAUUAUGGCCGCCUCCUGGAAGGUGACAGGUCUGGCAGUCAGUUAGAUCUACCCAGUUGCAAAAGUUGGAAGAAAAUUCAAUGAAAGGGAACAUUCAACAACAUAAUUUCUGCCAGAUGAAAUGGAACCCCAAACGCUUUUCGGGAUUCUACAAUAAUUAAAACUUUCCUCAGUACGGUGUACAUCAUAAGAAAAGUCUUGCAGCAAUGUUGAAAAAUCCUGUCUUUGUGGAGUCCUUCAUUGUUUUCAUCAUCGUGUUGUCUGUCCACGCUGUGAUCUGGAACAUCUUUACCUGGUGCACGCUUGCCUUGGCGAUUCAGGCUUAUUAUGUUCAGCAUAAGUGGGACAGGUUACUAAAGUCCGGAAAUGCAGUUUUUCAAUAUAGAUCGACCUUUAGUAGUGGCCUGCUACCAGCCAGUGUGGUAUUGCCUCUGCUAGGAAUUGUGUUAAAGGAACAGUGGGAAACUGUUGGAAAUGUACAGUUCGAGCGGUUCUGCAUUGUGUGUUCAGCUGCAGGAAUGGCUAUUGCUCUGUUCAUCUCAUUACUCGGUUUAGGCCUCACAAAGCCUCGACCCACGAAUACCAGCAUUCUGUAUGGUUUUGUAGCCAGUGCUAUAAUAUAUGCCCUUAAGCACGCUCUUUCAGUGUCUGAGGUCAUCGAAAUCCUGGAAAUAUUAUUAAUUUUUGUUUAUCUUUCUCUCAUUGUCCUUUAUAUUAUGCCACAGAGCUUCACCCCAGGAGAAGUUAUGUUGUUUUUGUCAGGUUUGAGUAUAGUCACCAACCAACUCAUUAAACGGUCUUUGACUUUUGGAGAUGGUAGAUGUGAUCCACUCGUAUCAUUCCUCUUGGUGACUGUGGUUGGAAUGGCCGUUCUGGGAUUUGUUUUUACUCUCUUAUACUGUUUUAUGGACUCUAAAACCUGGCUUUCAUCCCUGAUUUUCCAUGUGACCGCUGUGGCUUUUGGAAUGGGAAUCAUGGUGCCCUGGUUCUACCGGCUGACCAGAAACCAUCUUUUUUCUUGGCUUCUCAACUUCCUUACAUCCACCAGAACCAGAAUCUACCUACUGAGCUACUGGGUCACAUUGGCAUUUCUUGCUUCUAUCAUUGUCCUUCAUCAGAACAGUAAGCAAUCAUCUGGGUCUAAAGAGUACAAAGCUUCAACUGCUAUGCGGAAAAGCUUUCAUUUCAUCAUAGUGGCAACCUAUGUCCCUGGUCUCAUCUAUGAUCGUCCACUACUCUAUGCUGCUGCUGUUGUUUGCUUUGCUGCAUUUGUGAUGUUGGAAUAUAUAAGGCAUUUUAGGAUUAAACCACUCGGAAUGAUGUUGAGACCAAUGCUAGCCCUGUUCCUUGAUGACCGUGAUAGUGGUCCUUUGAUCCUGACACACAUUUACUUGCUGCUAGGACUGACCCUGCCUGUAUGGCUUUUCCCUGGUAUGUUUGCUCCACAGAGUUUUUUUCCCGGAGAGGUAGCACUGGCUCCAUACGCUGGGGUUCUGGCUGUGGGCAUUGGCGACGCCUUGGCUUCUGCUAUUGGAAGCACAAUGGGAGAAGUUAGGUGGCCUGCAACAAAGAAAACCUUUGAAGGUACAGCAACCUCUGUCUUUGCCCAAAUCAUUGCUGUUGCUUUGAUUCUGAUCUUUGAUAAAACAGUGAGUCUGAAUGGCAGCUACACCUGGAUCGUGGGGUCUCUUGGUAUAGUCUCCCUGCUAGAAGCUUACACUGACCAAAUAGACAAUCUUUUACUGCCCUUGUAUCUUUUCCUUAUGCUAAUGGUUUGAAUGAGAGAAUUGGAUGUACACUGACAUUGCAGCAUAUUAUCUGUUUUUGCUGGUCCAAGGGCAGAUACUACCCAAAAAAAAGGAAAUCAUUAUACUUGGAGGUGAUUCCAAACAAAUUAAUAUCUAAUUGAUAAAUUAUUACUGUAAAGUAAUGAUAACUCUAAUAUAAAAGAAUGUGUCCAGGCUUUUCCCAACAGUGAAUUCAUUCUCCGAAGUGAAAUUAAGCCAUACACUCCAGGAACGUCACUUAUUUGUUCUCUAGUCUAGAUCGAUUUAACCAGCUCAUCCUGGCUAGGUAAAUUAAUUAAAAUAAAUCAGCCAGAGCAUCCAGAAUCUAUAAAGAAAGGAAGAUCUUGAAACGUAAGGUGUACCUUUUGUUUAUAGCAAUGAGCAAAGAACUGUGCCUUAAGCAUCAGAAUGGUAAAGGCCACAACUGCUGUCUCUCACAUGAACCUCAACACAGGUCAUCAGUAAGAGGGAACUCUUGUCGAGUGGUAUUUUCUCUGUUCAGCAAAAAUGAAACAGAAAUUGUGCACCCCAACCAUUGAUGCAAUCAUGUCAAUGCUCUAUAUUUCUGACAUACAUUUUUUCACACAGUUGGAAGUCACAAUUCGCUUUAAAAUAGUGCAACUACUGAAUUCUGAGAUAAACAUCCGCAUUGCUGGAAACACUCAAUGUCUGACCUGCAAAGUAUAACAAAAAGACAAAGUUAAUAUUUAAGGUCUAAUCUUUUAAGUGUUCUGAUUGAGCGUGAAAGCGGAAGGGUUACCCUUUGACCUUUGAUAGUUAGCCAGACAAAAUUUUGAGUCCUUCCAAAAUGCUCUGUCUCUGUUCCAGAUUUCCAGCAUCUCCAGUCUCCAUUACCAUUCCUGAUCAUAUCCAGAAAAUCGUGAUGAUGAUACGUCCUUGUGGAUUUUAGGCCAGGAUGACAUAAUCUCAAUAUAAAAUGUUCUUUCACCUCCCCAACCUGGCAUUACCGAAUGGAGCGGAACAAAUUACAAAACUGAAAACAAAAAAUGCUGGAGAUUGAGGGGGAAAAUAAUCUUUAUCUGUCGUCUCAACAAGAAAAUCUUGUGAUAAUAAUGUGUUUAGGAUUUGUUGCUGAUAAUUGGUGAUUGAGAUGGAUAGAUCACACCGCAACCAUCUCAAACUUAAUUAUGUGACUUAUGCCUGAUGGACCUUAAGAUUUUGUUCAGUGUAAGAUCAUGGCUAAAACCUAUACAGUGUACAUAUCGGUAAAUGGAGUGAACAUUAAUUCUUAAUGAAACCACGUCAAGUAGCAACGGUACAAAGAGGUAUGUUUGUUACUAGAGUAACAUGGAGCAAUGCAGAACAUACACAAAAUAGUACCUAAUCUCUUAUACUUCAUUAAUUUAAGGAAAUUGUGAUCUGUCAUUUGGAAAAGAAGCACUGAACGGAGUGAAGGAUUUUUCUCAGUGUGAGCGGAGAGAAGGUUAGAUGGGUAAAGAUUUGGCAAUAGAGUUCAUUCUGUCCACCUUACAGGUACUGAUCCAGAAAAUAACAGAAACUGGAAGUCAGUUGCCAACCAUUCAGCAGUGAUUAGUAUAUAAUCUUACAGAAAAAGCAGGAAGAGAAUUAAGUGAUAGAGUAAUUCAACCUGCCCUGCCCUUCAAUAAAAUCACACCUGAUCAUCUGACUCGAUGCCAUUUUCCUGCAUGCUCCCUGUCUAUCUCAGCUUUAAGUAAAUAAUGAGGGAGCAUUCAUAACCUUUACCCUUUGAGUGAAUACAUUUCUCCCCAUCACAGUCCCAAACAAUCGCACCAUAACCUGAGAUUGUGCCCAUGUUCUUGAUUUCUCAACCAGGAGAAACAACUUCAUUGUCUGCCCUGUCAGGUCCAUGAUUCUAAAAGCUCUGGUUUUGGUUUGGUGUAAAUUUUUAACUUAUUAUGCCCUUAUUAAACACCUUGGAUACAUUUCUUAUGUCAAAUGCACUAUUUAAAUAUCAAUUUUUAAUGCAAGUUGCAAAAAGAAUACAGAAAGACCCAUGUGUCAGACACAUGCACGACAAAAAAAUGCCUACAAUGAUCUUUAGUUGCUCAAGGACAAAUUCACAACUGCAUCACAUUUUGCACUAACUUAUUUUUAAACAUUUAUGCUUGUCUUUUGCUGAUAUGUGAUAUGAGUGUCAUAUUCCAAAUUUCACUAUUUCAACUCGGUUGGUUGUUAGUUUAUCCCAUGUUUUCUAAUUGGACAGUAGUUAAUACCCACCAGAGAAAUUCCAUCUCCUGGAUGAAAGAAAUUACUAACUCAAUAAUUGGCUGGUGAACUUUUUAAUAAACUUUUUUUUGGUGGGGUGGGAUUGUGAGGAGUGAAAUAUUGCUGCUUAUUGCAAAACAUUCGUUUAAAUGAGCAGAGCUGUCUGAUCAACCAUCUCUUUAAAUGGUUACUAUUCACCUUAUUUUCAAAUAAUGCAUAAAUGGGGGAAUCAGUGGUUUUACUCAUAAUGUCACUAGACUAAUAAUUUAAAGGCCCAGGCUAAUGUCUGGGGACAUGGGUUCAUCCCACUGUGGUCGAUAAUGGAAUUUAAACUAAUUAAUAAAUCCGAUACCAAGAUAGUCUCAGUGAUUGUGACCAUGAAACUAUCAAUAAUUUGUUGUAAAAACCCAUCUGGCUCACAAAUGCCCUCAGGGAAGAAAAACUGCCAUUCUUACCUGUUGUAACCUAGAUGUGAUCCCAGACCCACAACAACAUGAUUGACUCUUAACUGCUCUCUCAAAUAAGCCAUUCAGUUCAAGAUCAAUUAGGGCUGGGCAAGGCAAAUCCUGAGCUUGCCAGCAAAACCCACAUCCCAUGAAAGAAUAGAGAAUAUGAAAACAGUUAUAUUAGAUAAUAUUUUAUCAGGUCAUGGAAUAAGCUAGGUAUCUUGGUCCUAGUUACACCCUAGUGACUUUAGUGAGAAAGAUGGGAGUGUUUGUAUCAACGUAGAGUUGGUUCAAACUUGGAUACGAUGUAUUCAUGGUGAGGUAGGCUUGUAAAUGAAGAAUGAUCAUGGGUCCAUACACUGGAUAGUUGUCGAAUGAGAGGAGCAGCAAAUGAAUACCCGCAGUGGAGAUGGCAGGAAACCAAUAAUUUUAUACUGUAGUUUUUCCCUAUGGCUAGUCGCCCAAAUUUGUAUUUCAUUCCAAGAAAAAUAAGCACACAUCAUUGAAUACAACAAAAUGGAUAUUGUCUCUUCUUACUUAAGUUUGCUGGAAGACAGAUAAAUUCAAGCACUGUCGUCGGCUGAACACAAGUUAAAUAUUUCCCCAAAGUUGGUUUCUUUUUCUUUGACUUAAAUUAUGAUCUACACUGUUGACUUUAAGAAAUUUACUAAAAUUAAAUGUCUUGAUUGUAAACCUUUGAUAAGAUGCAUGCAUAACUGUUUAUAAUGGCAAAAGAUUUACAAACAGAAGAUUCUGUGAGGCUAGAAAAUAGUAAUAAACCAUGUAAAAAUGAAUCUAUAGUUAAAUUCCAUGUGCUGCAAUUACUCAAUAAAUGCUUUGUUAACUUCUGAUAUGUAAAAGAACCUUCACAUAACUGCAUGGUGCCUGACAGCUAAAUUAGUUUUAUUUUUACAAUGUUGCACCGAUAGUGUAUCUGUUUUAACAUAGCUCUUGUCUUCACAUACUAGUUGUAAUGAAUCGUGAGUAAUUGUUUUUGUAGCGUUUUCUGUCUUCUAGCUGAUUUUAAUAUCACCUCUGCUUCCUCCUACACCAUCUCCUACACUCUGUCUCUUGCUUGUAGCCUCUUUCCAGUACCACCAUUCCAUCUAUUUCAGUGAUGAGAAGAGAUGUCUAUGCUAUGUAUCUGCGUUUUCACAAUUAACAAUCAGCGAUCAGAGGCUGAUCACUGUUAUUGUAUUCCACAGAGGAAUCAAGGUUUUGAAAUCAUCUCUAAGGAACUAUUGGAAUGAGAAGGGGAGAAGUGGGAAAACAGGAAAGGAAACAAAAGUGCAGCAAGAAAAAAUUCAAAAUCAGACUUAAUCUUCUGAAGGCAGUUAGAGAUGGACAAUAACGGACAAUAAAUGCUUGUCUAGCCAGUGACUUCUACAUCCUGUGACAAAUUUUCAGAAAUACCCAUGCACACAGACACCUAAACUUCCCAGUUUAAAAAGUUUAUAAUUUUAGCCCCUUCAUUCAGGUUUGAACUACUCUAGGGCACACUUCUAAUAAAGUGGUUAAGCAAAGCCUACUGAGCUCUGAUAGAGUCAUACAGCAUGCAAACAGACCCUUUCUCAGAGCUUCCAUUUGCAUGCUCGCCCAAUGAGCAAUACCUCCACAGAUGCAACAUAUAUUAACAGUACAAACUGCAGUGUAAUUCAUCCACCAGCCUCUCUUUUUUUCUCUCUCUCUCUCUCCCACCCCAUCUUUAAGCAUGGCCAGUUCAAAAGUCUAUUUCUGAACAUGCUGCACUUCAUCAUAUAUUGGUCACCAAUCAGCAUCCUUAUGCUGAGCUGUACUGUAGUGAAGUACAGAAGUUUUGGACUGUAUUCACUGGAAGUAUAAAAUGUCAAACAAGAAUAAAAUCAGAAUCUAUUGAUCAUUCAUCCUGCAUUAUUGCUUUUCUUUCUUUCAUUCUUAUUAGCUCUCUAUCAUUACUAUUUCCAUAUCUUGGGGAUCAACAAAAUACUGUCAAAGUUGUAAACAAGUUACCCAAAACUUACUAAUUCUAAUGAAUACUUGAGUAUUUGAGCCAAGAUCCUCAGGCAUCCAAGCAGGGUGCAAGACUUUACUCAAUUUCUGACAAAUUUACUCCAACAUACUGAAAGAACUAGCUCCAAUGAGAAAAGUAAAAUACCAUGGAUGCUGAAAAUCUGAAAUAAAAACAGAAAGUGCUGGAAAAAUUCAGCAGGUCUAGCAGCAUUUGUGGAAAAUGUUUUGAGUCUGAUAUAAAUCUUCUUCCAAACUCUUUCUACCUUUUAUUAGAGGUUGCAUAUUACAAAUUUCCAUCUGAACAAAUGUGUAUUUUUUAAAAUAAUUCAAAUUCUUAGAAGAGAAUCAAGCAAAGCAUAGGAUAGAUGAAUUGCAAAUUUAUUCCAGAAUAGGUAAAAUGUGAGGUCAAUACAAAUCACAGUAAGAGUAGGAAGGAUGCAAAAAGACAGUUGCAGAGGGUUACAAUUUACUUAAAUCCAUGAGCACGCCACUGAAAAAUAGUUCAUCAUAAUGAGAUUUAUUUUGUAAAUAUAUUGUCAUCACAAUCUAAAAUAUUAUUCAUUACAGCUAACAGCAGAAUACAUUACACCUGAACACAUAAUGUAUUUCUGUAUUGCACUGGCUCUGGUUAAAAAGAUGGAGGUGAAGAGUAUAAAAAUGGGAAUGGUAGUUCUGGAGUUGGCUGCAACCUGGAAUUAAGAAAAGCAAAAGCAUAUUUCAGCACAUGCACCUAAACAACAAUCAGCAAGUUUUAUUCAAUCAUACACUGUUUCAUAUGAAGGAAUCGUGCAAUGUUACA